Rhincodon typus (whale shark) is the source of this 2179-nucleotide messenger RNA. Its product is annotated as N-acetyllactosaminide beta-1,6-N-acetylglucosaminyl-transferase-like. Gene Ontology annotation, molecular function: acetylglucosaminyltransferase activity. Gene Ontology annotation, biological process: transforming growth factor beta receptor signaling pathway. The record is from RefSeq and is a predicted model, not a curated record. Lineage: Eukaryota; Metazoa; Chordata; Chondrichthyes; Orectolobiformes; Rhincodontidae. Gene Ontology annotation, cellular component: membrane. Bases 172 to 1410 code for a protein of 412 amino acids. The transcript is spliced from 3 exons.
UCACAUUGCGUGCACACACACUGUUAGUGCUACCUCAUUGGGAGGGACCAGUGUGAUUUACCGAGGCUUCUCCAGACCCAGGUCGGUCCAAAUGCAGAAGGAGUUCCUUCGCCUUCCGUUGCCCAUUCGGGUUUAUUAGGUACUAACUGAAAGAAAGAGGGACUCGAAGGAAUGCAGAUGACGCGGAUGCUCCAGAUCGGUUUCCUGACGAUUCUGUUGUUAAUGGUCUUGAGUUCUUACUGGUUUAACCGGAUUCAAUUCAAGUGGAGAUCGGAUAAAUCGAAGAAGCCUGGUAGACUCUCACAGAGAGAGCUUUCCAACUGGGAGUCUGUCUGUGAACCUUUCUUCAAGGGGGAGAAAGUUUUCCUUUGGAAGGAGCAGCCUUCGGCAGUACCCCGGCCCUCAGACGCUGCAGAGACCGAGGACUACUGCGAUAACCUGGAAGGGCUGCUUCACUAUUCCCAAAUCCCGGUGAUGGCCGAGGAGACCAACUUCCCCCUGGCUUUUAUCAUGACCGUGCACAAAGAGUUCGAGACCUUUGAGAGCCUCUUCAAGGCAAUCUACCGACCUCACAACCUCUACUGUAUCCACGUGGAUGAGAAGUCCCCCGCACAGUUCCAGUUGAAUCUGCAGCGCUUGCAGAGCUGUUUCAGUAAUGUCUUCCUCGCCACCAGAAUGGAGCCCAUUGUCUACGGAGGGAUGUCCCGGUUGGAAGCGGACAUUAGGUGCCUGACGGAUCUCCAGCGUCUCAGGACUAACUGGAAGUACGUCCUCAACCUCUGUGGUCAAGACUAUCCUCUCAAAACCAACCUGGAGAUCAUUCGACACCUCAAAGCAUUUAAAGGCAGGAAUAUCACCCCUGGCGUUUUGCCUCCAAACCACGCCAAAGUCCGCACGAAGUUUGUGUACAAGCAGGUGCUGUCAGCUAGUCAAUCCUAUGUCGUCAGAACCAAAAAGGAGAAAUCCCCACCUCCGCACAACAUCACUAUUUACUUUGGGUCUGCCUAUUAUGCUUUGACAGCCGAAUUCGUCGAAUUUCUUUUGAAGGACCAACGAGCUUUGGAUUUGUUAGACUGGUCUAAAGAUACUUACAGUCCUGAUGAACACUUCUGGGUAACACUAAACAGAAUACCAGGUGUACCUGGUUCAAUGCCAUCUGCAGGCUGGCAAGGAAAUUUGCGUGCCGUAAAAUGGAGUGAUCAAAAGGGCCAUGAUGGUUGCCAUGGUCAUUAUAUCAGAAACAUUUGUAUCUAUGGGAUUGGGGAUUUGAAGUGGCUGGAUAAAAUGAACUGCAUGUUUGCCAAUAAAUUCGAACUCCAUUCCUAUCCACCAACCGUACAAUGCCUAGAAUACCGGAUCCUCAAACGAGCUUGGAAUCAGAGCACCAUUGCUCUGCAGUCAGCCUCCUGAAAGUGACUUCAAAUGAAUGCUAAACAUCACGGGACAUGAAAACAAGAACAUAAACUGAUGAACAAUCUGGGAUGUACUUGAUAUUUUACAAUUUAAAAAAAAAAAUGAAUGUGGUUUUGUUUGUUUUAUUUCAUAUAAUUUUCUUUUGACAGCAUUGGAAUGUUGAAAAUACCCUUUUUUUAAAAAAAAAAAAAAAAAAAAAAAAAAAACCCUGUAGGCACAAUUUUCAAAAGUAUGGGAACGUUCCCUACCAUCUGCUCGUUUUUGGCGAGGAUAAUUUAAUUUGUUCACAGUCCAAAGUUUAGAAGGAUAGGGUCCGAGAAGUAACUAGUUAACAUUUGGUUACAAGGGAACUUGAGCAAAUAAACUUUAUAUACUGUAAGGUCCAAAUCAUUCAUGCACAAGCUGCACUUGCACUUUCCAUGAAUAGCUGCUCAAUAACUGUACGAAAACAUUGAGAUCUUUGUUCAUGACAUUUUAUUUGGAAGUCACCUACUGUUAUUUUGGAAUAAGAAGAUCAUUUAUGAGGCUGUGAAACUGACAUAUAAGCAUUGACGGAUUGCAGUGCAGUGCUUCUUGGAAUGGAGCUUGUGAUAUGCCCAGAUUUGAUUUCCUCUAGUGAAGCUUGUACCAAGAGUGGGAUUUCUUGUCAAGUCCCUCUCUAAUACUUAUCAAAAAUUUGAUUUGUGUGAACUGAAGUAUUUGUAACAAAAUGAAAGUCUCUGAAGCUACUGGCAGAUGUUCUACUAAUAAAGUUACUUAUUGUAAA